ACGGCGACGCAGUGUACAACAGUCAGUCAUCAGACGGCCGUCGGGACUUCGCUUUAGUAUUAUUAUUUUUGUUUCUAUUUCUUAGCGAAUUUUCGUUUUAAAAAAAUUGUAUUAUUUUUUCCGAUAUAAUAAUAUCGUCGCCGUUAUUGUUUCGCGAGGAUAACCAAAGACACCGAUCGUAUAAUAUUUUAUUAUCGCGCACGCCGUGUAAUAAAAUAUUUUUUUUAAAUUCAUUUUCGAAUCGCGCGCGCCCGCGUUCGCGCCAAUAAUAAAAAUAAAUUUUUCGAAAUAAAACGGAAAAUUAUAUUACACACGUAAAAUCCAACGCACGUGCGGCCCUCCAAAACGAUCGUUUUUCCGUCAACUGCGGUCCGGGGGACAAUAUUAUUAAUUGACACCACGAGUCGUAUUGUUAUUAUUCACGUCUUGGUCGCGCCAUGUGCGAUCCGAUUUGAAUUUCCGAACCGUCGGUUGACCGCGUAAUGGAUACCAAAGCCGCGACCACCUAUCACCACCAUCACCACCACGUCAUACAGCAGACGAAAAAACAGACUUCGGCCACCGCGGUGAUCGUCCGAUCGCGUCCAGUGCAGUUCGCCCAGACGUUGGCCAGGGCGUUGCGCAUCGGUCGCAAAGAGAAAAUAUCGAAAAAGGCCGCCAACAAGGUACGAUAGAAAAAAAAAAUAUAUAAAAAUGAAAAAUAAAAAAAAAAAAAAAUUAUUAAAAAUUUCAUACAACAACGAAAAUCCGUUAGAAACCGUAACUCUUACACCACCAAGGUAUCGCUCGCCUACCCCACGAAUAAAAUUCGAUCUUUUCCUUUGCCGUUUUUUUUUUUUUUUUCCCACUCGCCGCGGCGCGCACGUGUACCACGAGUUUUCCCGCGCCCCGCCGUUUAUUAUUAUUAUUAUUAUUUUAGUUUUACGCCGCCCCGUGAAUAUGACGCGGGCGAGACCCUCUCGACCACGGGCGGCCGUCCGAGAAGCGCUUGCGCCGGCCGUUCUCGCCCCACGUUUUAUCGUUACGUCACGAACGACGGUGCGGCGUGUGACGCGCGUGUUUGUAGACACGACGACGACGACGACGACCGGAUGCUGUCCGCCCGCCACCGGAGCGGCGUUUGGGUUAUCGCCGGUCGCGGCCCCGCCGCACGCACGCAUUAUUUUUGCCCGCCUCUGACGCGCGCUAGAAAAAAUACCAGAAAAUUUACGGGCGCGCGCGCGGUUUGACCUACUGGCCCGCAUAAACCAAUACGGCCGGGUCCUAACCCCGGGUCCCUACCCUCGGCGCCCGCGGUCAGUUAAUCAGUACGCCGCGGCCGGCGUUGGCUUUCCGGGCGGGUUUUGUUCUGUUCAGUUUUCCUACCCGCGUUGUCGCGUAUCGAUCGGAAAAAACGUAGGCCUCCGACGGACGGCCGCGCGGGCCCGUGUCCACCGACGACCGCGUCGUCGGGCCGCCGACGCGCGUGUCUCUCCCGCGACACGACGUGCGAGGAAUGCGCGGCGUUGUGUAAUAAAUAUUAUUAACGGGCGGCGGCGCGUGCAUAUUGGUGUGUGGUGUGCCGCCGCCGUUCCGUGGACAAUGACCCACAUACCGGAGGAAUGAGAAAUGCGACCGCAGCCGAUUUUUUUUUUCUGCGUUCUCCGUCGUCGUGUGUUUCACCGAUCGGACUUUUUUUUUUUUUUUCUCUCUGUUUUCGAGAUUAUUCGAGAGUCGCGCCGCGGUCGUCGUUUCGUUAUCGCGGGGCGUCUGGCGGGUUUUUCGUUUUGUUUUGUCUACGCACGCCCGUUAGGUCGCGGGCGUGUGUGUGCGCGUGUGUCUGCCGACGCCGUCUCCGUACCGUUUUCGCGACGGGCAAGAAAAAAAAAAUAAUAAAAAUAAAAUAGGUCGUGCAGUGUCUGGACGGCGAGGGAGCGGUAGGAGGGGAAAGAUUUCGAAUUACGAAAAUAUUGUUGUACCGUCUGGGGACCCGGGGUCGGGGGGAGGAUUGUCCGCUAGGUUAGGCUAACCGCCUAGUCUGGUCGUCGCGUGCAUCGCGGUCCAGACGGUUGGCCAGGUGCAUCGGGGGCCCGGUGUACGGCAACAAUAGGGGCCGCCGCCGGUACUCGUUUUUCAUCUCGGCCACGGCGGUUCCCUAUAAUAGGGGGCCAGGUGCGCGACCGAGACGGACCAACUCGUCUCAGACGGGAUUACGACGGCGGUUUACACCUGCUUUCACCGGGCGGCGAGCGCAAUCGCUUUCACUGCCGUGUUUGAAAAAAAAAAAUUACAUUACGUUGCGCGUUGUCGUGUAAUUUACACUAUUGCGAACGCGAAUAUUAUUAUUAUUAUUGUUGUUGUUGUUACGUCGUAUAGGUCGUUAUCGCCGCCGUCCGGUAAAAAUAAAAACAAUCUAUUUAUUUAACGGUGGGAAAAACCGGUGUGUGUGUGUGUGUGUCUAUGUACACAAUACAAAGAAGUCCGGGUACUCGCACGUUCAUCGCCGUCGUCGAUAAUAUUGCCCGCGUAAAUAUAUUAUUGUUGUUGUUGUUGUUGUUGUUGUCGUUGUGGUCGUCGCACACGGAAAAAGAGAGGGAAAAAAAACGCGGGUCGUGCAUGUGUGUGUGUGUGUGCGUGUACUAUUAGUUUACUACUAUUAUUACACGCACACAAGGAACUGGCGCGCGCGCGUCCGUGAAGAUGGCAUUGAACUUGUCGUCGACCCCGGUGGCCCUCCUCCUACUCCUCCGCGACGCCGCCCGGCACCCGCCCCGCCGCCCUCGCAGGGCCGUUCACACCAUGUGCCGGCGCACAUGUCCUUGCGUGUGCCCGGCCGUAGUCGUUGUCGUCGUCGUCGUCGCAGGGUUAACAGCCGCACGCUGGUCGCCGCAGCCCCGAUGGAAGGAGGUGGGGGGGAGGGUGGAGGAGAGACGACGACUCCCGGACAGGCGGGCAGGUAGGUGCCCCGCCGGUGUCCUUGGCGAGCGCGCGCGCUCCUCUCGUUUUACACGCACCGCGGCAAUAAACGGAUCCGGUGUUAUUGAACGGGAAACGAGUUUUUGUGCGAGAAAACGGCGCGAGGCGAAAAGCGAAAAUGAAAAACCACUCCAGCGUAAAGGGGAGAAAACCCGAAAUGGGGGAAAAAAAAAACGCACUUGUCGACUGCGUACGGGCGGCGGGGACGGGAAAGUGAAAAAUCCCGAUUCGGACGUGUCGCCGAUUGGCCCGUGAAAGUCGGCCUCGUCGACUUUGUGUAAACAAACCGUAAACAACGGAACAACAACAACAACGUCGGCGGCGACAACGGCGACGGUGUUUGUCGACGAGACUGCCUUGGGCGUUGGCAAGGUCGCGACGCCGUCGCUCUUUACACAUCCGGAAAAAAAACAAUAUCGUUGAUAGUCGACCGGCGGCGAGCGUAUAAUAUUAUCGUCGUUAUCAUUAUUGCGAAUUAGUUUUCUCAUUAUUACGGGCGGCCGUCGGUUUUACCGAUUUCCGAACCGUUGCGUCCGGCUGUCCGACACACGUCGUUGCCCGGUUACCGCGAGGCGUGCUGCCGGCGGUGUACGCGCGGCUAUAAUAAUAAUAUUAUCAGGCGUAUGCCUACGCAGGUAGAGAACGAAUAUAGUACGUGUCGCACGUCCGGUUCUCGAAGAUAUUGUGGAUUGUUUUUUUUCGUUUCUCUCUCUAUUAUUACGUCACGCACUCUGUCGCCGUCGCCGGAUCCCCGGCACAGAUAAUGCGCGCGCGAGAAAAUUUAUAUAUUAUUUUGUUGAAUGACGCAAUUUGGAUGCACAUGCGGUGCGUGCGUACGACAGACGACAGCAGUUAACGCGGGCGCGCGCGCCGCGCACGUGUGUGUGUGUACGUGUGUGUGUGUGUGUGGUACGGUUUCCGACGCGCGCGCGUCAACGUCUGAAUGAAAUGCGGCGCCGCCGCCGCCGCCGCCCCGCGAUAACAAACAAUACACGCACGCACGCACGCACGCAAAUAAUAUUAUCGUGUCACAGACGCAGACAAGGCGCUCCGACGCGCCGCGCCGCCGUGGCCCGCCGAACCGUUUUCGUCAUUGUCGUUGUUGCCGUCGUCGCUCUAUUGAUACCGUAUCUCCGGUCGCCGCAUACCGACGUCCCGAACGCCCGCGCGUCGUCGCGUUAUGCUCGCGGGUUUCCGUUUAUGAAUUAAUGUCACGGCGUUUACGGGGCGGCGGCGCGAGGUUUUUUUUUUUUUUCCUUUUUUAACUUUCGACCCGGUACAGCGCAUGCUAUAUACUACUGUCCCCGUAAACUAAUCGCACACGACGAUAACGUCGCAAUUACCGCGCGCCGUCGGCCGACAAUCGUUUAUUGUAACGCCGCCGCGCGUCAAUAAUAAUUGCAGCACCGACUCCCCCGUGUGACGGCCGCCGCCGCCGCCGCCGUAGUAACACGUGAACCCGCGAAACCGCGUUUUUCCCCGGACCGCCCCGAGCGUGAUAAUCGCCCGUCGGUAUCGAUUCGUGCGCGGCGCGGUGACGGGGGGGGGGAGGUAAAAAGGACGCGGGGGCGGCGAAACGCGCGGAAAAUACCGACGACAACAAACGCGGGGCGGCCGAACAACAACAACAACAACAACACAAUACCGCCGCAAAGCCUGUGGCCGCCGCGCGGCGCCCGCGUAUGUGGGUGAAGGUUGCGCGCCGCGCUCCGCGUGUACACCGCGAGAAACACUAUACCGCGUGAAUACGGCGCGGUAGGUGUCGCCUAUAUAUUUUCGUUAUUCGUAUACGCGGGCGCGCGCGCGCGUGUGUGUGUGUAAUUGUUGUUGAAAUCGCGGCGAUGUGUCGCGUUUAGCGGUUUAUUUAUUUGUUUGUUUUUUCUAUCUACACGUAGCAAAACGGAAGGACUGCGCGUUUUUGUAUAGUGUGCAUCGGCGGACCGAAAAAAAAUAAUAAUAAAAUAAAAAACCUACAACAACAACAACAACACCGAAAACUAGGUCGAAUUUUCACUCGAAAGUUGCGCAAACGACAACCGACACACCGCCCCGUCGUCGAGCAUUAUGCACUACGCGUGUGUGUACGGUGUGUGCGCGCGCGCGUGUGUGUUUACGUCGGGCCGCCCGCCGACGGAUUUCGAUCGUUCGUCCGCGGAAAUAUAGGUCAUAAUGUGUAACCGUACGUGCACAAUAACGACGUUAUUUCGCGUGUUAUACGGGGGAAGGGAUGGGGGGGGGCCACGUGAAAAACAAAACGGAACCCGCCGCCCGCCGUAUGGGAAUCUCCGGAAAACGUUCGCCCCGGGGGGGGNGGGGGGGGGGGGGAACAACGAGAAAUUACAGAAACAACCGGAACGAUAAGGACCGUUCGUCUCGGGAGUGUCGUUUUUGUGGGAACGAGAAAAACGUCAGGAAAUUCAGAUCGCGUGUGAUGUGCGUGUCGCCAUUCGUUCUUAUCGGCGAUUUUCGGGUGCGUAUGAAUCGUACAGCUUUACAGUAUUCUGUCUUUCGAACACCGUCCGCGGAGAACAAUAAUGACAAUUGUUAUUGUUAUUUGCAACACGAGAAACGAACCGAUUAGAAACCGAUUCGACGUGUCCACGCCGGCAGCGGUUUUCCUUUCCCGAUCGUUUUCGCGGUCCCGCCGUCAAUCGGAUGAUGCGUCUCGAUUGAAAAACCGGAAUUAUCAAAAGUCCCCCGCGCCCGAACGGAAAACACGCGCGUUUUAGCGUUUAUUCAUACGCUAAAACGGGAGCCGCGCGAAUAAUAAUAUCGCACGUGUACGCGGAGUUUUUUCCGAGCGCACGGUGUUUUAUAGAUUACAAACAAUACAGAGCGAUCGAUCUCCUGUAAGACACUCGUUACCUCGGAAAGUAUUAAAACUUUUUUUUCGGAUUACAUUUUGCAAAAAAUUUAAAAAAAAACACGCAGCUCUACGAUUUUACGUUUAUGUUAUUCGUCGUCGCCCGUAUUUUCGGGGGAUAAAAUCGCUACCUACUUUUGAUUUUCAAACGGCAAACCGUAUUAAAAAUCGCAUAAAUAUACGGGGAAUUAUUUGAAAUAAAUUUCGGUGUUGACAUUCUGUUGAUUUCCGUCAGUCCGUUGACGGGAUUUUCCACUUUUAAGUUUUGGUUGACCGGUGGUGCAUUAUUUUACACGCCGCGCGCCGUACCGCCACACAAAUGAUAUUCCCCUACAACUCUCCUCCAAAGCAAAUUUAAAAGUGCAAUAUCCCGUCGACGGAUCGACGGGAAUCAAAAAUGUCGACACUAAAAUUUAUUUCUAUCAAUACUCCGUCUAUUAACGGAAUUUUGAAUACAGGUCGCCGGUUGAAAAUCAAUAGUAGUCGUUGGUUGUAAAUAAGGGCGACAACGAAUAACACAAAUAUAAAAUUGUCUAGAAAAUAAAUUCCGCUACAAUGUUAUGAGUGCCAUAUGCGGUAGAUCGAUCACGCCGCGGUAGAGCGGGAGUUCUAAACGGUCGUUGUUUACGCGUACACGCGAUAAAAGUUUACGGGGCCCGUUUCGUCGCGCAAAAACUGUAUAAACAAUAAUUUCUGCGAUAAAAAACAAAAAUAAUAAUAAUAAUAAUAUUAACGCCACGUGCCUGGAAAGGCGACGACGUCGAGUCGUAAAACGGCGGCGGCGGCGUACAGGUGUCGGUUUAUUUAUUACGUUAUAACGACCGGCGCGCGUAGAAGGCCGCGUUCGUCGUCGGCGGGUCCGCGAACACAUAUUUAACAUCGGAAGAAAAGCAACCGCCUUUUGGCCGGCCACCAGAAACGCGUAGUAAUAAUAAUAAUAAUAAUAACCGUCGAAUAUUAUCGUCGUUAUUUACGAUUUUUAUUGCGGCGGCCAGACGGCGUAUAAAAUAUCGUCUUGUCGUCGUUUUUUUUGUUCGUUUCCUUUUCCGCUCCCCCCCGCUGCCGCCGCCGCCGCCACAAGUUAUUAUCUUUUUCGACGACCUACGUUCUCGCGAACCGUAUAGCGCGGCCGUUCGUACCGCGCGAUCUAUGUAAUAACAAUAAUAAUAAAAACAAAUCCGUUUAGGCCGUUCGAGUAGUUCCGGACGCGCGACGGCCGGUCACGGUUUCUCCCCUCCCGCUCGUGCGGUGGCGGGGAGGAGUCGCGAGUCCCGGCCACCACCGUCGGGUGGCCAACGAAAUCGCGCGUUAACGGGUUUCGUCGGAUGCGUAACCGCGUUCCCGGUGCUCGGGACCAUCCUACCACCCACCCACCCCCCUCUCCUCUCCCCCAAAAACCACCACCGCCACCAUCCUCAGCGAGUGCGAAAAAAACGAAUUCCUCACGUAAGCGGCCCUCGGACUUGUUAUGGGGUUUUCCGCGCGUUAUUCCGUCUACGUCACGGUGGCGCGAGCGUAUGUAUGCGCGCAUAAUGUUACGGGCCGUCGGCGAUAGGGUCGCGGCGGCGCACACGCACCGAAUCCCACGCAAUUACGUCACGGGCGCGCUGGCGUAACGAAAACGCGCGCGGGCGACACACUGACACCGUUGCGGCGCUGUUACGGCGGCACCGCGGUGCAUUAUCCCCGAGUUUUUUUUUAUUUUCCCCGUCGACGAUUUUCCCGUCCGCCCGGGUUAUUUAAAUAUACUUGCCGAUAAAAAAAAUAAAAAAGACACGGAGUCUUCCGCGUCGUCGUGUUUUUUAUGCGCGCGCCGCCGCCGCCGGGUGCAUUCCGCAUAGGACGUCGCACCGGGCGCCGGCAAACCGUGUACGUACAUAUACUAUGCUGUCGUCGCAUAAAAACGGGUACGUACGCGGGUGGCCGCCAACCGUGUGCCUACGUACACACGUAACGCACGAUAUAACAUUUUUAUCGCUCUGAAAUAGACGGGACAGGGGGCGACGGGCGGCGCGUCUGGGCGGCGGUGGCGGCGUCCGCAGCCGGGCCGACCGCCACUUGGCACGGCACUCCGUCUGGCCCGGGUCACGCAGGGUCGCCGUCUGAUCGCCGUCCAAAAGAGCUAGCGCCCCUCGCGUCCCGUUAAAUCGCAUCAUUAUCUCCCGUCGUCGCCCGCGUUAUAAUACGACCGCCGAUCGCGAGGAACGCCGCCCCGCCGCAGGUAACUCUAUAAUAAAAUACCGUAACUCGCGUUGAUUUCGCGCGCGCCCUCCUCCCCGACCGUUUCCGCUUCAGGUCCGCGCGACGUUUCCGUGCGCGCGUGGUUCGUAUAUCUCGCAGUCGGUGUAUCGAAAAUCGUUCUUGUUUCGGAAGCGUCGCGCGCGUUGUACAAUAUCGUGUGAAAACGAAACAGAAACGUUAUCGUACAGUAUAAGCCGCGCGAUUGUUACUAUUGUUCGCCUCGAUCUUGCGGAAUUUCGCAUUUUUUCCCCUCCCCGUAACGUUAUCGCGUAACGACGACGGCACGCGCCUAUCCGCGAACCACAAAGGUCGACCGCCGACGCGGACGAUACCAAUUCGUACUCCGCGACAUUUUCGCAACGCAACGCGACGUUCUCGCGGUUUUAUAUUAUUAUUAUCGCGUGUUCGGAUUAAUCCGCCGUCGACCUGCCGCCGGUAAUCCGCGUUACGGUAACACAUUUUUAAGUGUUACGCGUAUUUUUACGGUUAUGUAUCUGUUUUUUUUUUUUUUUUUUAUUAUCCCCGUCGAGUAUUUAACGUUAUUAGUAUUUCGGUCGUCGCCCGGCGGGAGGAGUCCACCGCGGCGGAGGAGUCGGGCGACGAGCCAAAUGACGUCAGCGGCCUCCGCCACAGCCGCCGGUGCAACGUUUUUAAGCUCUCUCUCCGUGUGCGUGUCGUCGACGGCUGCGGCGGAGGGUGUUCGAUUUCCUCGGCGCGGCGACGGGUCUCUCUCGCUCGCUCUCCGCCGCGUGCGCGUGCAAUGCCGGUCGUGACGCGAUUAUUCGCGAUUUAUUUGUUUUUUUUAUUAUUAUUAUUAAUUUCGUCCCGUCGUGCUAUUUUAUUAUAAUAAUAUUUAAUCGGUAUUUGUUUUCUUUUCCUUCACAGAUAGCAGCAGCUAAAUCGUCCGCCGCCACAGCGUACCACCACCAACCGCAAGCGCCGCCGCCGCCGCAGCAGCAGCAGCAGCAGCAGCAGCAACCGCAGCAGCAACAGCAACAGAACACGGUCGUCAUGCCGCCGCCGCCGACUAUGCAAGCGGUGUCGCCGCCCCAACAGCAGCAGUCGCAGCAGCAGCAGCAGCAGCCGCCGUCCGUACAGGCCCCCCCGCCAUCCCAGGUAGUCGUGCAGGUCAACGGCGGCGGCCAGACUCAGGCCGCCGACAAGAUGGCUAACGUGAUGCCGGUGACGAAACGCACGCCCAAAGACUACAUUUUCGGGAAAGUCAUCGGCGAGGGCAGCUAUUCCACCGUACGUACAAUAACCUUUGACGAAAAAACAAAAACAAAAAACUCGAAAAUAUCCAUCGGCCGUGUCAUUGUGUUACACCCCCCGGUGUCAUGAUGUUUCCCGCGUUCGAAGAGCGAAAAACAUCCCGUCGUCGCAUUCUAUUCGCCCGGAUUCCGGACUCGCGCCCUCGAAUCGCCGCGCGUAGUCGGGAAAUCCGGCGAUUUCGAACGCCGACGCGUUGACAAUCCUAUUUGAAACGUUUCGAAAAUUUUGCGUGCACAUUUCGUCGAUACCCGCGUGUUUUCGUCCCGCGCGUUAAAUCCCAAGAGCGACGCCGGAAAUUCGCGAGAAUCCGGAUAUUUUUAUUACGGGCGGAGGAAACGCGUAAAGUCGAGGGAAAAUUAGAGUGGGGAAAAAAACCGUACGAAUUUAGCGCGAAUUAAAUUUCGUGUAACGUGCCGCCGCGAGUCACACCUGUGCACCGACCGCGGCGCCUACGCCGCCCACGAAUGCAAAUCGUCUUACGGUUCGCUCUCUCCGGUCUCCUUUUUUUUUUUUUUUUUUCUCUGUAUAUUAAAUCCGUAAAAAAUACGUCUUUAUACGUACGCGUAAAAUAAUAAUAAUAUUAUGAUUAUUACCGAGACCGGCGCCCGCGACCUCCGUUAACGUACACAAUAAUAUCGUCCGUACCAUCCGAAGUCUAUUUUUACGCGGUCUUUGAAAAAAAAAAUAAAAUAAUAACAGUAAUAAUAAUUAUCAUUCUCCGACGCCUACGCUUUUAUUGUGCCCGUCGUAAACGUACCGACCGAGUGAGGCUUAUCGUCGUCGAGACCUUUCGGCGCAUAAACGGCCCCGCGGGCGGUCUUAUCUGCGGACACGCGUCCGCCGUUACCUAACGCGACGACGGCGCGCGCGCGAGCGAGCGAUCGUGCGAUCGUAAUUGCCGGCCGCGCCGUCCUCGGGCAAAAGCGUAGACCUUUGACUCCUCGGUUACCAACAACAAUAAUAACACAAAUGUAAUUUGCACUAAUCGACGAUACCGGUCCGUACGCGAUAUCGUACGAUUAUUAAAAUAUUACGCGGCUGAAAUACCUGCCGUAUUGUAAUAAUAUUACAUUGUUUUAGCGACCGACGGCGCGCGUUUAAACCUCAUCGACCUUGAUUACCGCCGUUUUUAGACCGGUUCAGUGACCGACGUUAUCAUCAUCGCACCACAUAAUAAUAAUAAUAAUAAUAAUAAUGAUACACGAGCAGCGCGCAUAAAUAAUUUCCCGUCGUCGUCGUAUCAUUUCUCGUACGACACCGGCGAUCUUGCAUGCCUGUCGAUAUAAUCAUAAUAACAAUAACAUACAAGCCCGGAUUAAGACGUUCGGAAGUCUUCGGGGCCGAACUUUUCAACCGGGACCGACGAGUAUAAUAGCUAAUAAUAAAAACUGUUACGUAAUAUAAAAUAGAUCAAUAGUAUAAUAGUCGUGGGCGAAAAAUCGCGUUAAAACCAAUUAAAAAUAUCGAAAACUACCAAGUCGACGGUUAAAUGCGUAAUACGGAUAAAGAACCGUUAUUCGAUACAUGGAAAUACCGUAAUGGCAAAAAGUGAAUCUGGUGGCUCGGGGACCGUGGUCUCCUAUAGGACAUCCCUCACCCCCGGUCUUGGAUAUAUUACCUGUACAAUAUCUGUACCUAUAUAUAUACCGCAUGGUUUCGACUAACUUUUUUUUCCAUAUCGUUUUUCAGGUUUAUCUGGCCAAAGACAUACACACAAGUCGUGAACAUGCAAGUGAGUCGAAAACAUAUUAUAUAAUCUACCUUACUCUAAGCUCCGAGUCAGUGGCGAAACGAACUUGAAAAUAAUCUAAAAGCCCGAAUAUUUCCUAAUAUUUAUAAUGUAUCCGAAUUUUUUUAUUCAACUUUUUCAACGAAUUUCCACAGUGAAAAGCGAUCGCGUUCGGGGUAGUGGCUGAGAGAUUAGGGAUCAUAUCUCCCGCCCUCUAUUGGAUUUUUAAAAUAACUACGAGUAGGUUUGGUUGUUAAAGUAAUUCAAUCGUGAAACGUCACGGGGAAAAAUCCGGCCUUUAACGAACGUUGAAAAUUCCCGGACACAACGCUACAUGGCGAUGUGGGAGACUGAGGAAAGAGUUAGGGAGUUCGGACGUGGAAAAAAGUCCGCGUGUGUUGCGAUCGCAUAACGAUUUUUUAAAUUUUUUUUGUCGGAAUUUCAAUAUUAUAUUUUACGAUCGCGUAACAAACAAAAAAAAAAACAUUACGAUGCCCCGCCGGCGAGUUUCUUUUAACGAUUUUUUUUUUCACAUAGUCCGAUGACGUUUUUUCCACGUGUCAACCUUCGAGUCGUCCGGUGACCGUUUUCGGACACGUGCACAUUACAAUCGCUUCGGAAGUUAGUCGAUAACCGUAUACCGUUUUUUUUUUUUUUUUUUUUUUUUUUUUUUUUUUUAUUUUCAGUCGGCCAUUAAUAGUUAUUAUAAUGUGUACGCGGUCUAUUCCGAUUAUCGUCGCGUCUCCGAUGAGAUACGUCGACAAAAUGAUAAAAAAAAAGUCACUUAAAUUACGCCGGUAAUUCCAUUACGAUAUUUCGCUCAUCGUGUAUUACAGUCGCAAUAAGUCGUGGACCGGUUCGCCGGUAAUUACCCAAUACUACGCGAUUAUACCGUUUGUUUUUCAACUCCGGUAUUUUUUUUUUAUUAACGACACGCCGAACUCGACUAAUAUUAUUAUUAUUACUCGAACACCAUAUUCAGAUCCCUAGUUCAAAACCUAUUUCAAAAUGUAUCGACUUUCAAAAAAAAAUAGAAAACGUUUUUCGGCAAUUUAAGAAACAAAAGCGGCUUUAUAAAAUCUUACAUAACCGUUAGUGUAACGACUAUAUUUAGAUCUACAAAUAGCAUAUCAAGUGUGUCAAUGGAAAUCGACAAUUUCGUCGCAAACAUUUAUUUAUGCAUCAAAAGUAGUAACCCCAAAAAUGAACAGUAUUGUAAAAUUUUAUAAAGCUGCUUGUUUCUUAAAUUUAGACGUGACAAAAUAAUCACUCAGUAUAAUAAAACCGUCACUUUCCUCGGGGUUGGGCAACACGAAAGCUUUUUCCCAUAAGUUAAUAUUAUUCCGACUUGGAUUUAUACUGAAUUUUUGUUAUUUUUUUUUUCUCUAGUCAAAGUGUGCGAAAAACAACAGAUCAUCAGAGAAAAGAAACGCGAACAAGUACGCCGUGAAAAAGACGCCCUGAACAUCCUGAGCAAUUCCGGUUCCAGCUUUUUCGUCAAGCUGUACUGCACCUUUCAGGACGCUGAAAGACUCUGUAUCCUUUCGUUACAUACACACGAUAAAAACAUAAUUUUUGUUAUUAUUAUUUGAAUUGUAUUUCGGUUUUACCGCCGCACCAUCACGUUCGUUUUUCCUUAACGUUACACUUGUAGACUUUGUCAUGUCGUACGCAAAGAACGGAGACCUGUUGCCGUACAUUAACAAGGUGGGUUCGUUCGACGCGGCCUGCACGCGGUUCUACUCCGGCGAGAUCCUUCGCGCCCUGGAGCACCUCCACGAUCUGAAAAUCAUGCACCGGGACCUGAAGCCCGAAAACAUAUUGCUCGACCAAAACAUGCACAUCAAAGUAGCCGAUUUCGGAUGUUCAAAGAUCAUCGAACCGGAAGACGACGACACUUCGUCGGACAAGUCCAUCCUGAACGACAGCAAUGGCGGCAGGCAGCGCUCCAAUAGUUUUGUCGGCACCGCCCAGUACGUCAGCCCCGAACUGUUGACCGAGAAAAGCAUUUCGCCGAGUUCGGACCUUUGGGCUCUCGGUUGCAUCAUAUACCAAAUGAUUGCCGGCCUACCGCCUUUCCGAUCCAGGUAUGUAGUAUUAGACUCGGUUACACUGUUGUUGGGAAAGGUAUUAUUAUUUUUAUUGCGUUUUACUCAUCAGUUUGUGUUUUUUUUUUUUUUUUUUUUAUGUUUGUGCACAUAGGAGCGAGUACAUGCUUUUUAAGAAAAUCCUAAACCUUGAUUACGUGUACCCGGACGGAUUCACCGCGGACGCCAAAGAUCUAGUACAGAAAUUGUUGGUGAUCGAUCCCAAUGAACGACUCGGUUCCAAAGACACCCAACGGUAUACGUCUAUCCGUUCGCAUCCAUUUUACGACGGGUUGGAUUUCGACACGUUGCACCUGACCAAUCCACCGCCCAUAUACCCUUACCUACCCGGUAACAGCGAGAGUCAAGAGCUCCGGAGCCAGUACCGGGUGCCCAGCAACUUAGAACCUGGACUGGACGACAAACAACUUACCAGGUUACUGGGUCUGGACGGUCACGGCGGUAGUAGCAGUUCCGGAUCGUCGACGACCACGACUAUGACGUCGGUAACUUCGACGAACUCGGUCCCGGCGGCGCCCGCGCCGAGACCACGCAAACGGUCCGGUAUACUUCAAAUGAACGACGAAGAGAAACAACACCAACUGCACCAUCAGCGGUGCAACAGCAAAUGGCACAGUUUGGUAGAUGGAAAUUUGAUCGUCAAACAAGGACUGGUUGACAAGCGAAAAGUGAGUACUAUUAGUUCUCUUUGAUAUUUGAAUAUCAAUAGUAAUAAUAAUAAAAAUUAUAAAUAAUUGUGAUUUUCCCUCUUUUUCGCGCAGGGUUUGUUUGCCAGGAGACGCAUGCUGAUGUUGACAAUGGGCCCGCAUUUAUAUUACGCCGACCCCGUGACCAUGACCCUCAAAGGAGAAAUACCUUGGAGUCCACAGUUACGAGUGGAACCGAAAAAUUUCCGAAUAUUCUUUGUACACACGGUAAAUAUUCUGGAAUUGGCAUUCAUAUUAUGUGAUUUUUACAAUUGCUUUUUUCUGUUUACAGCCCAACCGAACCUAUUACCUAGAAGACCCCGAAGGUUUUGCGCUAGAAUGGUGCAAGGCGAUCGAAGAAAUGCGCGUUAAUACAUAUGGCGUGUCCACAACGACGGUCGCUUAACGAAACCACUGUUCAGUGACUGUUUUUUUUUUUUUUUUUUAGUAUAAUUUUGACGAAACUAUUUUUUUUUCAUUUUAAUUUAAAUUUAAUAUUAAUAAAAAAAAAAAAAAAAAUCCCUGCGUUAAAUACAACAUUUCAGUUUUUAGUCUAUAUUGUUGCAGUAUUUUGUUUUAACGAAAAUGAUCUGCAAACACGUCUGUGAUAUUAAUUUUUAAUUUUAAUUCAAUAAUAUUGUAAUAUUGUAAUUUAGCUAUAAUAAACAAAGAAAUCAUAUUCUUAUGUAUAAUACAAAAUAAUUUUUUAAGAUUAAGUAAUUUAUUAAACAAUAAUAAUAAUAAAUGGCUGGUGACACUGCCCCCUUGCCCCUGAAACAGGCUGUGCUUGAUAGAUAGAUAGAUAGAUAGAUGAAACUUUUAGAGUAAUAAUUUAUUUUUACUAUUUUUUUUUUUCUUUCUCAAGAUUGAUUGGUUGUGUCUUUUUAAUUAAUUUGUUUGUUUAUUAUAAUGAGAAAUUUUUUUUUUAAUUGUAUAUUUAGAAUAAUUUUACAUAGAUCCAGUUGUUAUAAUAUUAAUAGAGAUUUCUCUUUAAAAAUAUUUAAUUCCGUUAAUCAUUGACUGUAUACGUUCUCACCGCUCUUGUUAUUCAAUUAAUAUUGUAUUGUUAAUGUUUCUCUAGUGCAUUUUUUAACGAAACAUAAUUCAAAAUAAAACAUUUCCGCGCCAUUUCUAUAACUAUUUUUUGAGAAAGAAAAUGUACUAUUGUCUUAUUUAACUUAUUAUUAUUAUUAUUAAUUUUUUUUUUUUUUGUUUUUUAUGUAUUCGUCUUAGCAUUAAUAAUAUAUUGUUAUAUAAUCAAUCAAUGCCCUUCGUCCUCAAAUAGUGAAUUUGUAGAAAUCACAUAAUAUUAUUAUGUAUUCACUGUAUAUUUUUUUUUUAAUAGAGACCACUCGCUAAACACAUUUUUAAUUUUAUUUUGCAUGUUUGCAGUAUUUACUGUGAUAUAUUUAUAUUGUACAUAUUCAAUGUGUUAAUAAUACAAAUAAUACUUUUAUUAGGCAAAGAUUAAUUUUAGAUAAUUUAAAACAUAUUAAAAUAUUAAUUAUAAUAUAACUAAUCAAAUUAGUUCCUAAAAAAAAAAAGAAAAGAAAAGAAAGAUUGUUGAAUACUCACACGCAAAAGCAAAAUAAAAUAAAAAAAUAUUUAAAUUCUUUGUUUUUAUUCAAUUACAUCAUUAUAAUGAUAAUAAGAUGAUACUUUAUUUCUAUUUGUUAAAUUAAUUUACUAAUAUUGAUAAUAGCCAAAUAUAAUAAUCCUUUUCAAUAAUAGUCAAAUUUUGUAUAAUAUUAAUUUCUUUAUAAAUAAUAUUAUAAUUAUAAUAUAUAAAUACAUUUAUUAUUACAUAUACAUUAUUUUUUUUUUGUUUCAAACGUAUUUUGUAAAUUAAAUCAUAUAGUUGUUAAAAUGCAUUAUGUUUCUGUGUUGGUAAAACAACACCAUAAUAUAAAAUAUGUGCGUGUGAGUGUGCAUGCGUAGUAAAUGUGUAUGACUAUAUGUUUAAGGUGAAAAAAAAAGGAAUAGCAAGUUACAUAAGUAAAGCCGGUGUGUUCAUUAUGCAAUAACCUAAUUUUACCCACGUUAUCUUAUAUUGUAAACCGUAUUUAUUUUUAUUUUUUUUUUUCGAUAUUACAAUUUUUCGUUUAGUAUUUUUACGUGCCGUGUAUAAAAUGGUUCGUUUUUUUUUCUUCAUCUAGUUUGUAAGGCCCUGGAAUUAAUUGGGUUAUCGAAAUCCGUAGGCGCGAAUAUUGUUUAAAGUUACCCGUCUUUUAAACUAUUUUUAAUUUAUAAUAAGACAGUAAUAAUAUUGUAUAAUAGCGUCUAAGAGAAAUUAUUAUAAUUGAUUAGGUAAAAUGAAUGAAUAAAUUAAUUACAUGAAAUUUGAAGAUAAUAAUUAGUUGGUCGUGUUUUGUUUUUUUCCUCCCUGUGUCUGUUUUCCUGUAUACAUUUAUGGUAUAAUAAAUAGUUAUGUAAUUGUGUGCUCGUCAAAAUUAAGAAGUUAUUCAAAUGUAAUGUUAACAGGAAAACAGUGUUUCUUUCAGUGUUUUGUUACUCUAUGGUACUGUACUUAUUACUUUACUAUCUUCUAAAUGGUGAAGUAUGUUGACUGUAGUUAUGUUACAACAGAUAGAC
Molecule: messenger RNA, 16446 nt
Organism: Cinara cedri
Lineage: Eukaryota; Metazoa; Arthropoda; Insecta; Hemiptera; Aphididae
Source: the annotation of a GenBank genome assembly